Messenger RNA from Pimephales promelas (fathead minnow), 678 nucleotides. The record is from RefSeq and is a predicted model, not a curated record. NCBI's taxonomy places the organism in Eukaryota, Metazoa, Chordata, Actinopteri, Cypriniformes, Leuciscidae.
AUCGCGUGCGGCUUGUUUGUGCUCAUGGUCGCGCGGACUUCCGUGCGUUUGGUUUGGAGGCACUUUAUCCAAAGUAGAAUGGGAGAUAUGUCCUCCAAAGUGCGAAUGCCAACUCCGGAGGAAGCGCUGCCUGGAAGGGAGCAGAGCAUGAAAGUGUCAGCUAAGCACGACGUGAAUGGUAACAGGACAGUGCCACCGUUCCCAGAGGGAUUGCAGAUGGUCUUAUUCGGUAUGGGCUGUUUCUGGGGUGCGGAGAGGAAAUUCUGGAAGCAAAAGGGGGUCUAUUCCACUCAAGUGGGCUAUUCUGGUGGUUACACCCCAAACGCGACCUAUGAGGAGGUGUGCACAGGUAAAACAGGGCACACUGAGGUGGUUCGUGUGGUCUAUGAGCCUGAGAAAAUCAACUUUGCACAGUUGCUCAAGGUAUUCUGGGAAAGCCACAAUCCCACACAAGGAAUGCGCCAGGGCAACGAUGUUGGAACGACCUAUCGAUCAGCGAUCUACGCAUACACACAGGAACAACUCUCCGAGGCAGAGCGCUCCAAGGAUGAAUAUCAGAAGGUAUCCCUCUACAACUUGUUCCUAUUUCUCCCCUCCCUUUAUGAAGACCCCACUAAUAACCCUUGGGUGAUCUUUAUGAUAACACAACAAUUUGUGGAUUAGUGGUUCUCAACUGGU